This is a messenger RNA of Symbiodinium sp. CCMP2592, 414 nucleotides long. NCBI's taxonomy places the organism in Eukaryota, Dinophyceae, Suessiales, Symbiodiniaceae. The record is from the annotation of a GenBank genome assembly.
AUGCUGAGCCCACCCAGGUCAUGGGCAUCUGCGCCGCCAAGGAUGGACGAGACGACAAGGCCCACGUCAUCAUCCUCACGUGCAACUUGGCGAUCAGUCACUGGUCCUAGGAGUGAGUUGCACCAUGUCGAGUCAGACACUGCUUGGUACUUAGGCGGGGAUGGUCGCCUUCGUUCCGUCGCUACUGCGAUGGUGGUGGGCUGGUGCUUUAUGGUUUCGCUAUGGGUGCCGGGAAAAUCUGCCUUCUACUCAGACAUGGACGACAUUCCAAGCUUCGCAGAGUCGAAGAAGAUCACAGCUGCGAUAAAAAAUAUCCAAACAGAGGCGGAAAGGAGGCCGAUGGGCUGCAUAGUCAAUGUUCAAUCAAUUCAACGUGUUCUUCCUUUAAUUAGUCCUGCUUCCUCAGGUUCUUGA